Molecule: messenger RNA, 546 nt
Organism: Alnus glutinosa
Lineage: Eukaryota; Viridiplantae; Streptophyta; Magnoliopsida; Fagales; Betulaceae
Exons: 2
Coding region: 1-546 (181 amino acids)
Source: RefSeq, a predicted model, not a curated record
AUGGUUGAUUCUCAAGCUCACAAAUUUUAUAAUGACAUGAUGCAAGAAUUUGAAAUGAGUAUGAUUGGUGAGUUAAACUAUUUUCUGGGUCUUCAAGUGAAACAAUCUCAUGAUGAUAUCUUUAUAUCUCAAUCCAAGUAUGCAAAAGACUUGGUCAAGCGGUUCGGUCUAGAUGGAAAAAGUCAUGCUCGAACUCCCAUGAGCACAAGUGUCAAAAUUAGUGUAGAUCUCACAGGGAAAAAUGUUGACUCCACUCUUUAUCGGGGUAUGAUUGGGAGCCUUCUUUAUCUCAUUGCUAGUAGGCCUGACAUUGCUUUUAGUGUAGUUGCUUGUUAUUCUGAUGCUGACUGGGUUGGUAAUGAGGAUGAUAGAAAAAGCACGUCAAGCGGCUGCUUUUAUGUUGGCACAAAUUUGGUUGCAUGGCUAAGUCAAAAACAGUAUUCUAUUUCUCUAUCCACUGCUGAAGCUGAAUACAUAGCUACUGGAAGCUGCUGCACUCAAUUGCUCUGGAUGAAACAACUCUUAUCUAACUAUGGUUUUGCAUAG